CGAGAGUCAUAAAUCGUUCACUCUCUCCUCCUAUCGCUAUAUAUCUGUAUUUUCUUCUCCUUUGGAAUAUUCAAAAAGUAUUCUUUUUCUCUUCUGGUCUGGUUCUCUGCCUCCAAAUUACAUACCCACAAUUUUCCUCUUAUCUUUUUCUUUCCCGGAAAAUUUUCUGGGUCAUUAAUUGUUUUUUUAUCUAAGGAUCCGCAUAUCUCGGGGUAAACUAAGCUGCUCACCCGCAUCAAAAUUAUUUCUUUUUUCUUUCUUCGCUGUUGUCUGGUUUUUCCUUUGGUUUCUUUCGAGCCAAACACUUUAAAGGAAGCAGCUUUGACGUUAAAUGAAGGAGAAAUACAAAAAGAGAGAGGACUAAAUCCGUGAUCUGCCUUUGUAGUUUGAGGUGGUUAAUAUUUGACCACUUUGAGCUAGGAAACGGUUUUUGCUGAGUAAACAGAAGGAAAACUUUUGGUGGUGGGUGUAAACUAAAUUAAGGAUCUCAUGGCAGAAUUUGGAGGGAAAUGGAGGGGCUUCAGAUCGGUUUUAAUGGUGUCAUUCAAUUUUUUGAUAGCUUUCAUGCUUGUUUCAGCCGAUAGAGGCUUGAAACGUGAAAUUUCAAGUGUGCCUAUAACAGAAGACGCGAGUCUAUCAAGUUAUUUUGUCAAAGCUGUAAAUUUCUUAUGGCAGCCUGAUCAAUCAGGCUAUCAACAUGUUUGGCCGGAAAUGAAAUUUGGUUGGCAAAUUGUGUUGGGUACUAUUAUUGGAUUCUUUGGAGCAGCGUUUGGGAGCGUAGGUGGUGUUGGCGGA
This is a messenger RNA of Jatropha curcas, 795 nucleotides long. The record is from RefSeq and is a predicted model, not a curated record. Lineage: Eukaryota; Viridiplantae; Streptophyta; Magnoliopsida; Malpighiales; Euphorbiaceae.